AUGGCAGAAUGUGUCAAUUCAGAACUUCCAAAACAAGACUGCACUAGCCCAAGCCCUACUGAAACUGUUUGUUUGGAUUCUUUAUGUGCCGAGAAUAAUCCAGGUACUUCACAGAAUAAUCUAAAUCAAGUGAUAUCAUUGGAUGAAGAUGAUGAUUAUGAUAUUGAAGCAGUAGAAAGGAUUGAAAAAAGCAAUUUUUUGAAUGAACUAGGUCUGAUAAAAGACUGUGAGGAUGAAGAUGAUGACAGAGAGGAAAAUUGGGAAGACUGUACUGACCAAGACUUUUCUGAAGAUUUAGUUGAAACUUUUGAUGAAGCCAGUAGCAGUGAAGAAAUAAGCUACAGCCUUUCUGCAACUCCUAGGAGUUCACAAUUGAAGAGGAGUAAUUCUGAUUCAAUUGAGAGAAUUUUGCGUAAACGCAAGUUAGAUGUCAAUAAUGGAUUCCCGUGCAAAAAAUUACCUACAGAAUCCCCAACGAUGUCUACUAAUGAAAGCAGCACAAGCAACAGCAGCGUGUACUCAUCGACGGCGUCGUCGCCGUCGUUGUCCGGGGGCGCCACGACGCCCGGCGGCAGACCGCGAGCAAUCAUCCCCACCAAGGACAACCCGCCGCCUCUGAUGGCCGAAUGGCUGGCGCGGUUCGUCGCCUGGUCCAACGCCGAAAGAUUGAUGGCCGUCAACGAACUGAUAGCGAGGUGCGAGCCGACGCAAGUGCGGCACAUGAUGCAGGUGAUCGAGCCCCAAUUCCAACGCGACUUCAUCUCCCUGCUGCCCAAAGAGCUGGCCCUCAACGUGCUGGCCUUCUUGGAGCCGAAGGACCUGCUACGAGCCGCCCAAACUUGCCGCAGCUGGCGGUUCCUGGCCGAGGACAAUCUGCUGUGGAAGGACAAGUGCCGGCAGGCGGGCAUCGACGAGGUGCCCAGGAAGAGGGGGGCUGCCAGGUCUCCUGGACCGCACAUGUCCCCUUGGAAGGCCGCCUACAUGAGACAACAUGCCAUCGAGAUGAACUGGAGAUCGAAACCGAUCCGACCGCCUAAGGUGCUGAAAGGCCACGACGAUCACGUGAUCACGUGUCUCCAGUUUUGCGGCAACCGCAUCGUCAGCGGCUCCGAUGACAACACUCUCAAAGUGUGGUCAGCAACCACAGGAAAGUGUUUGAGGACGCUGGUGGGACAUACAGGUGGCGUGUGGUCUUCUCAAAUGUCCGGCAGUACCAUAAUCAGCGGUAGCACCGAUAGAACUUUGAAGGUUUGGGACGCUGAUACCGGUGUGUGCAUUCAUACUCUCUACGGACAUACGUCGACGGUCAGAUGUAUGCAUUUACAUGGGAAAAAGGUGGUAAGCGGCUCUAGGGACGCCACUUUGCGGGUGUGGGACAUAGAAACGGGCAAUUUUCUGCACGUGCUGGUGGGCCAUCUGGCGGCGGUGCGUUGCGUGCAAUACGACGGCAGGCUGGUCGUGUCCGGCGCUUACGAUUACAUGGUCAAAGUGUGGAAUCCGGAGACUGAAGAGUGCCUGCAUACCUUGCAGGGGCACACCAAUAGGGUUUAUUCUUUGCAGUUUGACGGUGUUCAUGUCGUGAGCGGUUCCUUAGACACCAGCAUCCGAGUAUGGGAAGUAGAAACUGGCGCUUGCAAGCACACCUUGAUGGGCCACCAAUCGCUCACCUCGGGCAUGGAACUGAGGAACAACAUCCUGGUGUCUGGCAACGCCGAUUCCACCGUCAAAGUGUGGGACAUCGUCACCGGCCAGUGUCUGCAGACACUUUCAGGACCCUACAAGCACCAUUCUGCUGUGACUUGCCUUCAGUUCAACGGACGCUUUGUGAUAACCUCCUCGGAUGACGGCACCGUCAAAUUGUGGGACGUAAAGACUGGCGAAUUCGUGCGCAACCUCGUCGCAUUGGACAGCGGCGGCGCAGGUGGGGUGGUGUGGAGGAUAAGGGCGAACGAUACCAAACUGGUGUGUGCUGUCGGCAGUCGCAACGGUACUGAAGAAACGAAAUUGUUGGUGUUAGAUUUCGACAUCGAUCUGAAUGUGACUUCGAUCGUGUCUAGAUAA
Molecule: messenger RNA, 2061 nt
Organism: Phaedon cochleariae (mustard beetle)
Lineage: Eukaryota; Metazoa; Arthropoda; Insecta; Coleoptera; Chrysomelidae
Source: the annotation of a GenBank genome assembly